This is a messenger RNA of Trifolium pratense (red clover), 1030 nucleotides long. RefSeq names its product adenine phosphoribosyltransferase 5-like. The coding region runs from base 218 to 793 and encodes 191 amino acids. Gene Ontology annotation, biological process: adenine salvage. NCBI's taxonomy places the organism in Eukaryota, Viridiplantae, Streptophyta, Magnoliopsida, Fabales, Fabaceae. Gene Ontology annotation, molecular function: adenine phosphoribosyltransferase activity. The transcript is spliced from 7 exons. The record is from RefSeq and is a predicted model, not a curated record. Gene Ontology annotation, cellular component: cytoplasm; cytosol.
UCUCUCUCUCUCUCAAAAAACAAAACAAAGAAAGUAAAUAAAGAAAGUACCCAUUGCAUUGCAUUACUCAUUAAAUACUACUUUCAAACUUCACAACUUUUCACUCACUCACUCACUCUUCACUCUUACAAUACACAGUAGAAACAAACAAGAAAGAAAGAAUCAACUUACCAUAAAAUCAGAGUUUCGGAGGGAAACAAAAAAAAAAAACCCAAAAAUGUUUGCUGAAGAAAAUGGUCUUAAGGGUGACCCAAGAUUGCAACACAUCUCUCAAUCCAUCAGAGUCGUCCCUCACUUCCCCAAAAAUGGAAUAAUGUUCCAAGAUAUAACGACAUUGUUGUUAGAUCAUAAGGCGUUUAAAGAUACUGUCGAUAUUUUUGUCGAUCGCUACAGAGACAUGCACAUUUCAGUUGUUGCUGGAAUUGAAGCACGUGGGUUUGUGUUUGGUUCCUCAGUUGCGUUGGGCAUUGGUGCAAAGUUUGUUCCUUUACGCAAACCUCGGAAGCUGCCAGGUGAAGUCAUUUUCGAAAAAUAUUCUCUAGAAUACGGUACUGAUUGCUUGGAGCUGCAUGUCGGUGCUGUCCAACCUGGUGAACGUGCUAUAGUUAUUGACGACUUGGUGGCAACAGGUGGAACUUUAUCAGCUGGAAUAAGACUUUUAGAACGUGCUGGUGCUGAAGUAGUGGAAUGUGCUUGUGUGAUUGGUGUGCCUGAGGUUAAGGGACGGUGUAAACUGCUUGGAAAGCCACUUUAUGUCCUUGUGGAGCCACGUCAAGUAGAUCAAUGCUUUUGAGGAUGUGAUUUUACAAAAGCAUGCUUCAUCUUACAAACACAAGCCAUAAUGUGAUGCAAGAACUUUCGCCUGUGGAGCGUCGUUUCCUGACAAAAGAUCAUCCUGGAAAUUGUCCUCUUUGUAUCUUUAUCUUGUACAUGUUAGGAUAUCAUGUAUGGUGGUUAACAAUUUCGAACAAAACAUCAAGGGAUUUAUUUUUCUGGCAUUUAAUUAAUAAAAUGUCAAUUUAAGGCCUCA